AACAUCACUUUUCGGGUCGAUCCUAAAAAAAGAAGGUACCCCGCUGUGUUCCAACUGUGCGUGUGUUUGCAGUGCACCAUGGGUAACACGGAGAGCGCGAUGGUGCAGAAGCGGCUGCAACGCUUCCGUCCCGAGGAGCGGCCUGUGGUCGAGGGUCUUGACAGGCUACUGGGCGCCGGGGCCCCUUCAGGACCCCCCGGGACAACCCUAACCCUUGAGAUGCUGCAGGCCUCGAUGGGCGGCCUGGCCCCGGACUCCAUGGUGAGGAGGGUCCACCGCUGCAUGCUCGGCAUCGACCCCGGACCGGCAGCUCCUGGGAAAAGCGGCGCCUCCGGAGUCGGUCGAGAGCAGCUGGUCAUCUUCCUCGCGGACUCCCUGAGGGGCACCGCGGAGGAGCGGGCCCCCCUCGUCAUGGCCAUGGCCCGGGGGGGAGGCGAGGUGGCUGUCACCAGUGAGCAGCUGGCUGAGUUCCUCCAGGACCUGAUUUCUGCUGUAGUUCUCAUUCUGGUCCACAGGGGGCGCCUGCAGGCCUGGCAGCCAGAGAGGAUGGGCGACAGCUGCCUGGCCGUCAAACUGCUGGCUCAGCAGAUGUGUUCUGAGCUGCAGCCCUCAGAUGAAGGGAGCUACGAUGUUUCCUGUGUGGAGGCCUGGAUCUCCCGGGUGUCCCCGGUGUGGUUGUACCUGGAGAUGCUGGUGGCCGAGGGCCUGGACGUGGCCCUGAUUGGCCGGCCGGCCCCCCCCCUGCUGCCCCCCUGCGGGGAGGAGACGCCCUGGAGGGACGUGAGGAGUCUGCUGGACAUCCCCACGCUCAUGUUCCUCACAGCGCAGCUGCCGGACGGCUCCGGCGCCCCCUGGAGGCUGGUGUUCUCCACGCAGCUCCACGGGGAGAGCUUCACCCGGAUGCUGGGCGGCCUGACGGGGUGCGGCCCCACGCUGCUGCUCCUCAAGGACACCAGGGGUCACGUGUUCGGGGGCUUCGCCUCCCACGCCUGGGACCUCAAGCCUCAGUUCCAGGGUGACUCCAGGUGCUUCCUGUUCUCCGUGUCUCCCAGUCUGAGGGUUUAUCCAGCAACAGGAUAUAACGAGCACUUCAUGUACCUGAACCAGCACCAGCAGACGAUGCCCAACGGACUGGGCAUGGGCGGGCAGCACGGAUACUUCGGCCUGUGGCUGGACGGUGACUUUGGGCGUGGUCACAGCCGUGCACGGCCCACGUGCUCUACCUACGGCAGCCCCCAGCUCUCUGGAGAGGAGGACUUCACCCUGGACUCCGUGGAGGUCUGGGCGGUCGGGAAGACCCCCCAACCAGAGGAGGGCGAGGAGGGGCGGGGCCAGAAGAGCGUCCUGGAUGCGAACCCGGAGCUCCAGGCCAUGCUGGAGAUGGCGGGGAAGACUCUCCACAGCCAGGGCCUCAGGGAGCCUCAGGAAGACCAGGACCAGUGAGAUGGACCUGGUCCUGCUGGGCGUGGAUCACAUGUACGCCGGACUUUAAGACGUUCUUCUGUCACGACAUGCAGGUUUCUCUUUCCUGGUCUUUUGUGAGCUUCUAGCCACAUCUUCUGUUCCUCUGAUUACAGAAGCCUUGAGAAGAAGGAAGAGGAACACGUCUGGUGGCCUCAACAGGUUCUACAUGAGUUAUGUCUGCACUCGUCGUCUGGCAGGUGGAUUGAGUUGCAUUACUCCGGUCGGCCACCAGAGGCUGCACCAGGACCCCGAGCUCUAAAGAAAACUACAAGCAGUAGAACAACACUCACUAAAAAGAGCAAAGAAAACAAACUAACAGAAGGUUUCAGGUGAAACAUCCAACCUGUAGAAGCUCUGCGUCUAUAGUGACGUGGAUAUUAAAAUGAGCCUGAAGGCCUCAGAGGAGGGACGCGUCUCCAUUGGUGUUUGAUUCCUGUCAACUGCUCUGUGACGGAUGAUGUCAUUGCACAACAGUUUGACAGGACAUGAGGUUCAAGAGACACAGGCCUGUUGGUCAGCUUCUAGCCACGAUCACGUGAUCACGUGUUCAACUACCUCUAGAUGGCUCUGUGUCUGAUUUCAAUGUGUUCAGCAUCUGUUUAUUGUUCUCGGUCUAACUCGUCCAGACUGGCUGUAACAGACGGCCUCUCCACCGGCUGCCUGCUCCUCUGAGAAUUGAUUUUAAGAUUCUUCUGAUCACUUUUAAAGCCCGCUGGCUCGUUGACAUGUUGGCCCCGUGUGAGCCCCAGCCUCAGAUCCUCCGGAGGCCUUCUGGCCACUCCAAACACGAGGCUUGACACUAAGGGCGACCCAUUGGUCGACCGUCUUUUACCGUCAGAGCCCCUCGACCUUGGAACGACCCCCCGCAGAAUCAGGGACUUCUUUUAAAUCUCUUUAAAACCCAUUUUUGUG
Molecule: messenger RNA, 2376 nt
Organism: Pseudoliparis swirei
Lineage: Eukaryota; Metazoa; Chordata; Actinopteri; Perciformes; Liparidae
Product: MTOR-associated protein MEAK7-like
Exons: 8
Coding region: 79-1443 (454 amino acids)
Biological process (GO): TOR signaling
Source: RefSeq, a predicted model, not a curated record